AUGUCACGAUCAAUUUCAACUGAAGAUAGGAUUAGUGCUCUACCAGAUCCAAUUAUAUGGCACAUCCUAUCUUUUGUUCCAACCAAAACUGCUGCAAUCACAAGCAUUCUAUCAAAGAGAUGGAACCCAUUAUGGCUAUCAGUUCUUAUUCUUCACUUCGAAGACGAAACCUUUCAAAACAUGGAAUCCUUUAGCCAUUUUAUGUCCUCUGUUUUUCUCUUACGAGAUAUUACUUUACCCAUUAGAUCGUUCCACCUCAACCGUUCAAAACGUUAUGGCAUUGAGACACAGAAUAUCAAUCGAUUUGUUCACGCUAUUGCACAACGUGGAAUCGAGAACCUCAAUCUUGAACUGUCCGGCAGUAUAACAUUACCUCGUAGCGUUUUCAGCUGUAGGACCCUCGUUGUUCUUCAUUUGCAAUGGAUUACAGUGAAAGACCUUUCUCAACUGGUUGUGGAUUUUCCUCUCCUAAAAACUUCACUUGUUUGGUGUACUUUUGGAACGUGCUGA
Medicago truncatula (barrel medic) is the source of this 510-nucleotide messenger RNA. RefSeq names its product F-box/LRR-repeat protein At4g14103. The record is from RefSeq and is a predicted model, not a curated record. NCBI's taxonomy places the organism in Eukaryota, Viridiplantae, Streptophyta, Magnoliopsida, Fabales, Fabaceae. Gene Ontology annotation, molecular function: protein binding. The transcript has a single exon. Bases 1 to 510 code for a protein of 169 amino acids.